AUGGCCGAACUACCCAAUGGUAUGGCUGUGCCAUCGAACAACGAUAUCGAGAUGAAGGAGGAGGUGGCAGAGCCUUCUGUACACAGCAUCCCUUCUGCUCCAGAACAAGUCGCAGGAGCCGCCCAGGGCGAUGAAAGUCUGCCUAUCAACCAGUCCUUUACCACCGAAGCCCCCAACCCCGAGUCUGGCUCGUCAAGCAUGGAAGGCAUCAUCAACGGCCACUCGAACGAUGCGCCAGCCAGUCAAGUCGCACCUCCACCAGUCGCACAAGCUCCUUCAGCAUCGCCAUUGCCCGCCACUGCCUCUGCGCCAAUCCCACCACCCGCCGCUUCUCUGCCUGUGUUGGCACCAUCCCCUUCGCCUGCGCCAACCAGACCAUCCUCGAUCCCUCCUGCAGUUUCGCUGCCACCUGAGAAGGCCCAUCAACACGGUUCACCUACCAGAAUCUACUUGAACGAUGUCGCCAUGUACUUCAUGGAGGGCAUGAAGUAUCUCGCUGUCUACAGGCCCGAGAAGCCAUUGAAGUGGAUGGGCGAGUUUCUCUUGAAGCGCAGCGCCGAGCUUGAGGGUUAA
Aureobasidium namibiae CBS 147.97 is the source of this 573-nucleotide messenger RNA. RefSeq lists its product as uncharacterized. Lineage: Eukaryota; Fungi; Ascomycota; Dothideomycetes; Dothideales; Saccotheciaceae. The transcript is spliced from 2 exons. Bases 1 to 573 code for a protein of 190 amino acids. The record is from RefSeq and is a predicted model, not a curated record.